AAUACAAUUUCAAAUAUUGUUGUGAGUGCGAGUUUCCAAAUUAGGAUUUGGUGGGUGAUCGAGGACUAAUCGAGAGACGGCGUAAGAUUGUAUGUGCAGGCGGCAGCACAAUGAAUAUGAAGACUCCAAAUAGAAGAGAGGUGAAAGAAAGAGCCAUUUCUCUCUCUCUCUCUCUCAUGAGUACCAAUUGUGCAUUCAAACUUGUUCCCAAGCAAAGGUGCGUACUAAUUUAUUUGCCUGGAUUGCUGCUAUUUUUCACGCUACUUAGUUUGAUGGUUUUGGCUAUUCGAUGUUUGUAUUAUUGAUUGAGAAACCUAGCAUGUAAUUUACUAAUAAUUUAGGGUUCGUCGAGUAUGCUGUUGAUAUUAAAGUUGAUAGAAUGUGAAUAAGCAGAGCUAUGAAAUUUGGCUGAAAUUAAAUUCUGCAGACUGCAGUUGGAUAUAGAAUUAAGUUAAGAAAAGUGGAUGUGUAUUUGGAAGAUUCUUUUUCCCACGUCAUUGAUGCGAAUUAAGAUUCUCUUAACUAUUGCAAUAAGAAAGGAGUAAGUAGUAUUAAUUUAUAAACAAAACAAUAUUUGUUGGAAUCUCACAAGCAGUGUUUGAAUUUUGAUCCGCAUGGGCAUAUUCACGAUUUCACGUGAAUCUUGAUAGUUGUGAGAAAUUUGAAAAAAGAAGUAACUGCCUCUUUAUCCUGGGACAUACUACCUGUACCUUUUUAAACUUGAAUGAUCGACUCUUGCUACAGAAAUAAGUGAGCUUACAAUUCCAUAACUGUGGGGUGGACCUUGCUCACCCAUUACCAUUAUAAUUAAAUGCAUUUAAUAACUGGAAACGUUUUGCUGCUAUUCUUCUCCUUGAAAGGCUCUCAAAUUGCCUGUGGCUGACACCUCCUCUGGUAAUUCAACCAUCUACUACAUGUGCACACUUUUCUCUUGUUGAAUUGUAUGAUCAGAUAAAGCAACAUGGGUAGCCUCCCCAUCCCAUGCUUUUUUAUCAUUUUGGCACCAGCGGAGCCGCCGUCGCUGCUGCUUCCCCCGUCACUCAUCCUCUACGUCAUUUUACUGUAUUUUCUUUCUUCUUCUUCUCAAAGAUCCAAUUUUUAUGUAAUUUUGGUUUAUAGAUCUUCUAAAGGUUAGGCUGCAAAUGCAAAUGGUUGGCCAAAGAGGCCCUUUGAUCAGCAUGACACAAGUUGGCAUAAACUUGGUAAAAAAUGAAGGAUUGAGGGCCUUGUAUAUGGGAUUGACACCUGGGCUAGUGAGGUCAGUUUUCUACGGAGGUCUUCGUUUAGGCUUAUACGAACCAUCACUGCGCCUCUCUGAGAUGGCCUUGGGCUCCCCCAAUAUCUUCACCAAGAUAGUCAUUGGAGCCUUCUCUGGUGCUCUUGCAACCGCAGUCACCAAUCCGGUCGAAGUCUUGAAGGUGCGGAUGCAGAUGGAGAGACUGAUCACUAAAGGUCAGUUGCAGGAGCUGCGGAAGAUGGCUGCAGACGAGGGGUUGACCGGCUUCUGGAAAGGGGCUGGCCCUGAGAUGACACGCGCUGCUGUCUUCACCGCCUCACAGCUUGCUACCUAGUCAUGAGAUGGACUUCACUCGAGAAUGGAUUCUAUCUGCAUCUCAUGUAAACUCCACUUACCUAACACAAUCAUGCUUGUAGUAUAUACUAGUUAGUUACAACUUACAAUACCUCAACUGUUGAUGCUUUACAUUGAACAACUCUCUGCUGUUUCUUACUCCUAACAUUGAACAGUGCUUAUGCUGCAACGAGAGUCCAAACUUGUUGGAAACUAUAAAAAUGGCCUUGACUGUGCUUAUCAGGCUCUUACCUUUUUUAUUACUUUGCAUCAUUGUAGUAUUCAUGCAAAGUAAUGACAUCUAUAUGUGUGAGUGGUUUCAGCUUCUGAGAAAAGAAUGCCCUCGAGGCUUGUACAAAGGGGCGUUUGCAUCGUUCACGAGAGUUGGCCCUCAAACAACGAUCACCUUCAUUCGAUGCGAGCAGCUCCGUGGGAUUGGAUUGAAGGCGCUGUGAACCACGAAAAAUGCGUUUUCCCCGGCCAUUCAUGGUGCAUACUCAAGAGGUGAGAUGGGCAUACUUGCUUUUCAACAAUUGAAGAUUCAAUUUAUUUGAGGCUUGUAACAAAAAUCACUUUUUGUACACCACAAAUUGGUAACUGUCUAUUGUUUAUCUAGUACUGUAUCAUAUUAUCUGUCUAUCAACUUUAAUAUUAUGCAAUGUAAGUAAGAACGUUUGCUCCAGUGUAUGAUAAAUAGUGGAUAUAUAUAUAUA
This is a messenger RNA of Salvia splendens (bonfire salvia), 2283 nucleotides long. RefSeq names its product mitochondrial substrate carrier family protein ucpB. NCBI's taxonomy places the organism in Eukaryota, Viridiplantae, Streptophyta, Magnoliopsida, Lamiales, Lamiaceae. The coding region runs from base 1143 to 1571 and encodes 142 amino acids. The record is from RefSeq and is a predicted model, not a curated record. The transcript is spliced from 5 exons.